AAUUUUCAAUCUUCCAAAUCUAGUUCCCUAAAUGUUGUGUGUUCCAUGCGUAUAAUAAUUCUGUCCUUUAAUUUGUUGUGUGCAGGUCGCAAGUUUGCAAGAGGAGAUAGAUAUUAUUGGGAGUCUAAUGGCAAAUUCUACAAUUGGUGCUACCAAUUGUGGCAUAAAUAAUGUUGAAGCACCAAUAACAAAAAUGGAGCACUCAAACUGUGGAAUACAAUAUCCUAUGCAAGAUGAUGAUGAUGAUGCUGUCACUACAACUCAUCAAUGUUAUCAAAAUGAAACAAAAAAAAAACUGAUAAUUAAAGUAAAAGAGUGCUUAAGACUUGUACAACAUGGCUCAAUUGAAUGUGCCAGUGCUACAGUUCAACAAUUCUUCUGUCUUCAGAGUCCCUCCAACGACACUGUUUAUUUGCUUUCAGACACAAAGUAGAAGUAAUUCCUCAUGGUUAACUAAGAAGCUGUUAGUGGUUGAAGCAAGAGCAAAUGCUAGAACAGAAAGUCCAAAAAUUCGAAAUAGAAGGAUUCAGAAAAAGUUCAAUGGAACUGCUAGAAAUCCAAGGCUUUCAGUAUUUUGCUCAGAGAAGCAAUUGUAUGCAAUGCUUGUAGAUGACAAGAAUAAGAAGUGUCUGUUCUAUGCAAGCACACUGCAGAAAUCGAUCCGAAAUCCCCCAUGCAGCACUUCUGAAGCUGCUAAACGUGUUGGGGAGGCACUUGUCAAAGCCUGUACAGAACUCAACAUAAAUGAAAUAUCGUCCUAUGAUCGCAAUGGACUUUACCGUGGACAAAGAUUGGAAGCCUUUGAGAUUGCCAUUUCCAGUUAUGGAUUCUUGCCGGGAUAAGUUUGUGUCUGAAAGCUUGAGCUCUUUUGUCAAAUAUACAACCCACUGGAGUCAAUGCUUUUCUAUGUAGACAUUAUAACUUUUCCAGAUUAGUAGGUUUUAAUCUCAUCAUGUGAUUAGUAAUUGCUGAAAAGUAGAAGAAAGGAACUAGAAAAUCAGUGGUCCAAUUGUUAUGCAACUUGAAGUCAUUUUCAUUUCUGAAUCACAUUGUUUUUACAUUA
This is a messenger RNA of Arachis ipaensis, 1063 nucleotides long. The record is from RefSeq and is a predicted model, not a curated record. Lineage: Eukaryota; Viridiplantae; Streptophyta; Magnoliopsida; Fabales; Fabaceae.